Rangifer tarandus platyrhynchus (Svalbard reindeer) is the source of this 2565-nucleotide messenger RNA. The record is from the annotation of a GenBank genome assembly. Lineage: Eukaryota; Metazoa; Chordata; Mammalia; Artiodactyla; Cervidae.
AUGUACUGCAAGAAGUGGAGGCCUGUGGCGGAAAUGUGUCUCUUCCUCGAAGACCUGCGGGAGGGCUCGCGCAUCCUCUGCCUUUGCUCGCGGGCGUUUGUGGAAGAUCGGAAAUUGUACAAUUUGGGACUAAAAGGCUACUAUGUUAAAGACAAUGACAACAGUGCAGGAGAAGAAGCCACGGACGAGGAGGAAGGCAGCCAUUCCCAGGGCCCUGCAAAGCCCCAUGACAACAGAUGCCCAGACCCAGCUGAGAGUGAACUGGAUUCCGAGGCUGAACUCAUGAGGAGUAUGGGAUUGCCCCUUCAGUUCGGUAGGAUAUCCGCACAUAAGAAUUUUGAGGAAUCUAUGAAUACUAGAAACAAAGUUAAAAUAAUGAAAAAGAAAAAACAUCAAAAGAAGUACUUAGAUGAAAUUAAGAGAGAAUCCUGGAGACAAUGUGAAGAAGAUGACAUUUCAGCUUCGGACGAUCCUUCUUCAUCUGAGAAUGAGAACACCAGAAAGUACAAACUUCAAAGCCAAAAAGACGUUGAGGCUGAACGUUUUCCCAUUGAAAACACAGUAGAUCCAAAGCUGGAAAUUACAGAGAUGUGGGAAAAGUACUGGAAUGAAUACGGUGGAGGACUGCUGUGGCAAAGCUGGCAAGAGAAACAUGCAGAUCAGACCCUAUGUCCAGAACCAUGGAACGUUCCAGACACAAAGAAGGAGUGGGAGCAGCACUACAGUCAGAUGUAUUGGUACUAUCUGGAACAGUUUCAGUACUGGGAAGCUCAGGGCUGGACUUUUGAUGCCUCACAAAGCCAAGAUACAGACCCUGGUGGGUCUAAAAUAGAAGUUGACAACAAGAAAGAUGAAAAUCACGUGAAAGCAGACGAACUUUUUUCUCCGUCUUUAUCCGUUGGCAGCAAAAACUCUAGUUCAAGUGAUAAAGAUCACAGUGAAAUUCUCGAUGGAAUUAGUAACAUAAAUCUAAAUUCAGAGGAAGUAGAACAGAGACAACUAGAUAUUUCCCUAAGUUUUGAUGGACGUCAGUGUUUGAGUGAAGUUCCCAGCAGAAGAGAAUGCCCUGCUUCUGGCCACAGUGAACCGAGUCAUGGAGGAACCACGGAAACCAGCUCGUCUGGGAGCAGAAGUACAGACCAGCCAGCUCAGGAUUCACAGGAGUCCUCAGAAGCAAAUACAGUCAGAGACGGACGCCACCCCAGUGGGACUGAUGGGGACGAGAGUGGAGACGAGCCGCCUGAAGAGAAGCGAAGCAAACUCAAGAGGAGUCACGAGCUGGACCUCGAUGAAAACCCGGACUCAGACUUUGACAACGAUGGUUCUCUUCUAGGAUUCAAGCACGGCUCAGGGCAAAAAUAUGGAGGAAUUUCCAACUUCAGUCACCGGCGGGUCAGGUAUCUGCAGAAGAACAUGAAGCGGAAGUCAAAGUCCUUGGACAUGAGACGACAAAUCAAUAUGAAAAACAAGCACAUCUUCUUCACUGAAGAGUCAGAGAAAACUGGUUUUAAGAAAAGCAGAACUUUGAGUAAGGUAGAAAAAUUUCUAAAAUGGGUUAAUGAACCAGUGGAUGAGGAAGCAUCGCCGGAGUCGGUUUCUCAUAAAAACGUGCAGGACUCUUGCACAAGCAGUGGCUCAGAGGAACCAGAAGUGUCUGUUGAGAAGAGGGAUGAUCCGGUGGAAACGAGUGAGGCAGAACCUGGACCGUGUCCUGCCGUGUGUCCAUCUGGGGAAGUGGGAGCAGAGAAGCAUGACAGGGCCAGCCCAGAAGCCGCUGGGACAGAUACAGAGGGCUGUGUGCCCCAGGCUGCUUCGGACCCUCGCCAGGCAGAGGCUGAAGCUGAAAGUCCGAAGAAGAACAAGAAAAGGAAAAAGAAGAACAAAAAGGGGCUGAAUCCGCCCCCUGAGAUCGCUGCUGUGCCUGAGCUGGUGAAGUACUGGGCUCAGAGGUACAGGCUCUUCUCCCGUUUUGAUGAUGGGAUUAAAUUAGACAGAGAGGGCUGGUUUUCAGUUACUCCCGAGAAGAUCGCAGAGCAUAUCGCGGGCCGGGUCAGCCAGUCCUUGGAGAGUGGCACCGUGGUGGACGCCUUCUGUGGAGUUGGAGGAAAUACCAUUCAGUUUGCCCUAACAGGGAAGAGAGUGAUUGCCAUCGAUAUUGAUCCUGUUAAGAUCGAUCUUGCUCGCAAUAAUGCAGAAAUUUAUGGCGUAGUAGACAAGAUUGAGUUCAUCUGUGGAGAUUUCCUGCAGCUGGCUUCUAGUCUAACGGCCGACGUUGUAUUUCUCAGCCCGCCUUGGGGGGGACCGGACUACGCCACUGCCGAGAUCUUCGACAUCAGCACCAUGAUGUCUCCUGACGGAUAUCCUUUGGAAGUCCUAGAACUUUCCCAGAAGAUCACUAAAAAUAUCGUUUUUUUUCUUCCAAGAAAUGCUGAUAUCGACCAGGUGGCAUCCUUGGCUGGGCCUGGAGGGCAAGUGGAAAUAGAACAAAACUUUCUUAAUAAUAGAUUGAAGACAAUCACUGCUUAUUUUGGGGACCUGAUCCAAAGAUCAAUCUCUGAAUCAUAA